GGUGACGUUCCAAACGCAACAACUAGUUCGAAAUACUUCGAAUUCUAACUAAAAUAAAUAAUAAAAAUGUCCCUAAUAUUCUGUGUCUGUGUAUCGCUUCAGCUUUAAUUGUUGCUUAGUGUUUUUCUACUCGUAGAAUUAGUAUUCGGUAAAGUGCAAAAAGGACUCGAAAUCCGAAAGGAAAAUGGCGGAACAUUCGCGUUCGAUCAAAAUUUGAAUUCGAUUUAUGAAAUAACUUUUUUAAGAAAAUAAGGUCUUUUUACUCGUGAGGACUAAAACCCGGUAUUGUACCCUCGUGUCAGUUCGCCAGUGCAAGGACACGGCAAGAUCGAUAAAUCGUCCGCGAUGUCGACUGGGCUUUAGUAUAUUUUAGUCCGGAGACCGACCGGGUUGAUUUUAAGCUGGUAAAGCUUAUAGACUGCUGUUCAUGUCAGCGAAGAAAGAAAAGGAUUAGACUAGCGUCCGACGACAUGACUACGGAAACGGCGACGCCGAACCAGGCGGACGCCAGCACCGCUUUCCUGCGGGCAGCGCGUGCGGGUCAAAUCGAGAAGAUCAUCAGCCUCUUAGAACAAGGGGUCGACAUUAAUGUUAGCAAUGCUAAUGGUUUGAAUGCUAUCCAUCUUGCAUCAAAAGAUGGUCACGUAGAAGUUGUUCGUGAACUUCUGGAACGUGGAGCAGCAAUCGAUGCUGCUACUAAGAAGGGCAAUACCGCUCUGCAUAUCGCGUCCCUUGCUGGUCAGGAGGCAGUCGUUAAACUGCUGGUGCAGAAUGGAGCUCAAGUCAACAUUCAAUCCCAGAAUGGCUUCACGCCCUUGUACAUGGCAGCUCAGGAGAACCACGAUGGAGUUGUCAAGUUUCUUCUCUCAAACGGAGCUAAUCAAAGCUUGGCUACCGAGGACGGUUUCACGCCUCUCGCCGUGGCCAUGCAACAAGGUCACGAGAAGGUUGUCGCGGUUCUUUUAGAAGCUGACACUCGAGGCAGGGUCCGCUUGCCCGCUCUGCACAUUGCUGCCAAGAAAGAUGAUGUGAAAGCUGCUAACUUAUUACUGGAGAAUGAACACAACCCCGAUGUGACAUCAAAGUCCGGCUUCACUCCGCUUCACAUCGCAGCACACUAUGGCAACGAAUCGGUUGCUCGAUUGCUAUUGGCUAAAGGAGCUGACGUCAAUUGCGCCGCCAAACAUAACAUUUGCCCUCUACACGUUGCUGCUAAAUGGGGUAAAGAGAAUAUGGUUGCUCUUCUCUGCGACAGUGGAGCUAAUGUAGAGGCUCGGACCAGGGACGGUCUCACUCCCUUGCACUGCGCAGCGCGUUCUGGACACGAGCGUGUGGUUGAAGCUUUACUGGAUAGAGGUGCUCCGAUUACUAGUAAAAGCAAGAAUGGCCUCGCACCCCUCCAUAUGGCUGCCCAAGGAGAUCAUUCCGAAGCCGCUCGGGUGUUGCUCUCGCGUAGAGCCCCCGUUGAUGACGUCACCGUGGACUACUUAACCGCCCUUCACGUGGCUGCUCAUUGUGGACACGCUAAAGUGGCUAAAUUGCUCUUGGAUAGAAAUGCUGAUGCUAACGCACGUGCUUUGAAUGGCUUCACACCGCUUCACAUCGCCUGCAAGAAGAAUAGGAUCAAGGUUGUGGAACUACUCUUGAAAUAUGGAGCAAGUAUCCAAGCGACAACAGAGUCUGGGUUGACUCCACUUCACGUUGCCUCCUUUAUGGGUUGCAUGAAUAUCGUGAUAUAUCUGCUGCAGCAUGAGGCCAACCCUGACGUGCCAACUGUUAGAGGAGAGACUCCCUUGCACUUAGCUGCUAGAGCUAAUCAGACGGACAUCAUACGCAUUUUGCUUCGUAACGGCGCAGCGGUUGAAGCAAAAGCCAGGGAACGACAGACACCGUUGCACAUUGCUUCUAGACUCGGCAAUGUUGAUAUUGCUGUAUUAUUGCUGCAACAUGGCGCUGACGUCCGUGCGAUGACUGCUGAUCAUUAUAACGCGCUACACAUUGCUGCUAAACAGCAUAAUCAUGACGUUGCGGCUGCUCUUAUCGAGCACAAUGCUCCCUUAACUGCAACUACUAAAAAAGGGUUUACGGCACUUCAUCUCGCUGCUAAAUACGGAAAUCUUAAGGUGGCGAACUUGCUCCUUGCUCACGGAGCAUCACCAGACCAAGCCGGUAAAAAUGGCAUGACUCCACUUCACAUCGCUGCUCAGUACGAUCAGCAAGCAGUCGCCAAUACAUUACUCGAAAAAGGAGCUGACGCUAAGGCGAUCGCUAAAAAUGGACAUACUCCAUUACAUAUAGCAGCUCGGAAGAACCAGAUGGAAACAGCAGCUACUUUAUUGGAAUAUGGAGCGCUGACUAAUGCUGAGUCGAAGGCUGGUUUCACGCCAUUGCAUUUGGCAGCUCAACAGGGUCAUACAGAAAUGUGCUCCCUGCUUUUGGAACAUGGAGCAGAAGUAGACCAACAAGCUAAGAAUGGUCUCGCAGCUCUACACCUCGCUGCUCAGGAGGAUCGCGUUCCAGUAGCUCAGCUCUUGGUGAAGAAUGGUGCUGAGGUGGAUAUUUGCACUAAGGGCGGUUACACACCACUCCACAUCGCCAGUCACUAUGGUCAGGCCAACAUGGUGAGGUACUUGCUGGAAAACGGUGCGUCUGUGAAGGCACAGACAACUCACGGAUAUACUGCAUUGCACCACGCAGCUCAACAAGGACAUAUCAACAUUGUCAAUAUUCUUCUUGAACACAAAGCAGAUGCUAAUGCCACAACUAUUAAUGGCCAAACACCUCUGGAUAUAGCCUCAAAACUGGGCUACGUAACGGUGAUGGAGACCCUUAAGGAGGUAUCAGAACCCUCACUCGCUCCGGCAUCGCAAGACAAAUAUAAAGUCGUGGCCCCUGAAACUAUGUUGGAAACCUUUAUGUCGGAUUCGGAAGAAGAAGGAGGUGAAGAUGCUAUUCUCAAUGAUCAGCCAUACCGUUACCUGACAGCAGAUGAUAUGAAGUCUUUAGGAGACGACUCACUUCCAAUUGACGUGACGAAGGACGAAAGAACUGAAUCGGCAAUGAGCCACAAAAAUAUUAUGGAGAUUUCCCAAGGAUCAGUGAACGGCAUACCAUAUCAACCUCAACAAGAAGUGGUCGUCAAAAGCAUCAGCCGCUACAGCACCACUCAAGCCCCUGAGGGUUAUUGCUACAAUGUUGAUCCUACCCAGCCCAAGAAAAAACUUCAAUGGAAAAAUUUCCUGGUGUCGUUCCUGGUGGACGCGCGGGGCGGCGCGCUGCGCGGGUGUCGCGGCGGCGGCGUGCGCGUCAUCGUCCCGCCGCUGUCUGCUCAACAGCCUACGAGGAUUACUUGCAGAUACUUGAAACCGUCUCGAAUUAAUCACAUGCCUCCACUAAUGGAAGGUGAGGCUCUCGCUUCCCGCGUGCUGGAGAUGGGUCCCGUGUCGGCAAAGUUCUUGGGACCGGUUAUCCUAGAAGUACCUCAUUACGCGUCUCUAAGAGGCAAAGAACGCGAGAUUGUUAUCCUUCGGUCUGAUAAUGGCACCAGCUGGAGAGAACAUAACGCUGAUGCAACUGAUGAUGUCGUCCAGGAUAUUUUACACGAGACUCUGGAGAUUGAAGAAACAAAUGACGAAGAAAAAGGCUGGGACGCACCUCGCGUCACGCGCAUCCUCACUCACGACUUUCCGCAAUACUUCGCGGUGAUAUCCCGCAUCCGGCAGGAAGUGCAUGCCAUAGGACCUGAAGGUGGCAUGGUCUCUAGCUCCGUCGUUCCUCAAGUCCAGGCCGUAUUUCCUCAAGGAGCCCUCACUAAGAAGAUCAAAGUGGGCCUCCAGGCACAGAUAAUUGACUCGGAACUGACUGCGAAGCUACUAGGCCGUGGUGUCGCGGUAUCACCAGUAGUCACGGUUGAACCUAGACGAAGAAAAUUCCAUAAAGCCAUAACCCUCAGCAUGCCAGCUCCUCGUCCCCACACCCAGGGGAUGACGAACCAGUACAGCACAUCAUCAGCCCCAACCCUUAGACUCCUUUGUUCCAUAUCAGGGGUAUUUCGCAAAAGAUCUCUCGAAGGAGGAACUAAUCGAGCUCACUGGGAAGACGUUACGGAAAAUACUCCGUUGACUUUUGUCAACGAUUGUGUUUCGUUCACUACAACUGUGUCGGCUCGCUACUGGCUCAUCGAUUGUCGACACGUGGAGGACGCAACAAAAAUGGCUACAGAAUUAUACAGGGAAGCUAUCCAUGUGCCAUUUAUGGCACGUAUUGUGGUUUACGCAAAGCGUACUGAUGAGUGUCAAGCUCAAUUACGUAUGUUCUGUGUGACUGAUGACAAAGAAGAUAAGGCCUUGGAAAGGAUCGAACGGUUCAUACAAGUAGCUAAGAGUCGUGAUGUCGAGGUCCAUGAGGGAAAACCUGUUUAUCUAGAGUUUGGUGGAAAUCUAGUACCAGUGGCCAAAUCUGGCGAACAGUUAUCGAUACCUUUCCGAGCUUUCCGCGAGAACAGAGUUGCUUUCCCAGUGAUGAUAAAAACUCAAGACUUAGAGCCGAUGUGCCGAUGCCAAUUCAUGAGAGAUCCUAAAGUUCCCAAGGGUGAACCUUCACCCACACCGAUUGCCGUACUAAAUAUAAUGGUACCAGACGAUUUAUUGGUAGAAAGAACAUCUCCAAUACCAGCAGAUAUGGUGCCGCGACGAACCGAGGAACAGGAAUUAAUUUGGCGACAACGGCUUAGUGAUCCAAGAUUGGAAGAUAUUUGUAUUUUACUCGGUAAAGAUUGGGUGGCUUUGGCUUAUGAAUUAGGAGUGAGUGUCGCAACUGUAAACCAGAUACAAGCAAAGCGAAUAACUGCAGCUGAGCAAGCUCAGUUGAUGUUAAAACUUUGGAAGACUCAAUCUGGAACUAAGGCUCAAGAUAAUUCAUUGGAACUUGCACUAUGUCGUAUCGGAAGGGACGAUAUUAUUGCUCCACAAUCGGAAAUGACAAAUGAAAGGCGUAUUCAAAGAAAUAUAUACCAAGAGAGACAAGAAUCAGAGGAGAUCGAAGCGUACAAAGCUGAAGAGGACAAUAAGCUCAAAGAGAAUAUUUAUGAUGAUAAUGAAUUUGAAGAACGUACGCGUACAGAAGACCUAGACCAAGACGAAGCCAAAUAUUCUCCAGAAGAAAAAUCAGUGUUAGAAAAAAGCGAAAUGGAUAGAACUCCUACACCGAGUGAAGAAAGCGAAGAAGAUGAGGACGUAAAGCGCAGCGUAGCUGAAAGGAAGGAGCAAAUUACUAAGAAACUCAGUUGCAGUAAAAUUCCUUCAUCGAAACAGAAAAAAGAGUUACGUGAAGAGAUAAUAGAGAUAAAAACUCAAAUAAAGCCUGACAUAAAGAAAUUUCAAGAUAUUGAACAACAGGUUAAAGCAGAAUCAAAAAUAGAACAAAUUCGCUUAAAAACUUCACCAGAUACCGUUGACGUUGAAGAUGCUAAAGAUAUACGAAGGGAGCAACAAGUUACUGAAAGAAAAGAAGAAAUAAAACAAGAAAGACCAAUAGAACAAUUUAGAAAAUUCGAUCCAUCUUCCCCUGGUAAACCAACACCAAAGCAUCUACAACGACACAUGCGAAACGAAUCGAUGAGAUUUCCAUCUGGUGAUUUCUCUAAUGUCACAAUUACUCCUAAGAAGUCAACAACAGUAGAAACCCAUCAAACGACAACUAUAAAACAAACCACUGAAAUUAAAACAGACACAUUCACUAAGGAACCUAUCUCACAAAAAGAAAUUGAUAGUGCAAGAGUUGAAGAAAAAUUAGAUGAUGGUGAUAAGUCACCCGAAUUAGUAACCGAUGAAGAAAAGGAUAUUGCAGAAGCAACUCUUAAAGACAAAAUAAAUGCAUUUGAAAUCAAAAUAUCGAAAGAACCUAUCGAAACACCUAAACAAGUCAAACUCACAAAAGAAGCAUUGAAAAGGCAUACCCAAGAACAGGACCAGGGGUUGGAAUAUACACAGGCAUUUGUGCGAGAUCAGUCUAAGCAAAUAACGAGUGAGAGUCAACAAGUUUUGAUUGAGACUGAGAAGCAAAUUCAAACUGUCAAGUCUGUAAAAGAGACGAUACAACACUUCGAUUCAAAAAUUAAACACGAUGAAAAGCCGAAACAGUUCCCAAAAACGAUGAGAACUGACUCAACUUUGGUACAGGUUUCAUCUGAAGAGGAUAGUGAAUUUUUGAAAAAAUCAACAGAUUCAGAAACUGAAACAGAAUCACAGACGACAAUAAAAAUUGAGAAAGAUAAAAAACACAAAUUUGAAAUCACCAAACAUUCUUUUGAAAGAAAAAUUGAUGUUACAGAUACUUUUGACUUAAAACUUAAAGAAGACGAUGAAGAAAAAAAGGUUGAAGAUGAUAUUGUUAAACAAGAUGAUUUAGUGGUUAGUACUGUAGAGCAUAAAAUUGAAAGCCAAGCUGAUGAAGUAAAAAUAAAAGUAAGUGAGGAAGAAACUACGGAAACAUUAGAAGAAAAAUAUGUUCCUGAUGAUAAAUUGAAAGAUAUGGUUGAAACUCAACAGUCAAUAGCCAGCACAAAAUCUGACAUUAGCAAACAUACUAAAACUGAUUCAAUAGGAUCAGAUGUACAAGAUGCUCUUGGCCGGAAAAUUUCCCAAGAAUCCCCGUUGCCUUCUGGUAUUGAUAAAACCGAUUCAUUAGCUGACUUACAACAAAGCACAGAGAGGGAUGUAAGCUUUGUGUCUCAAACUGAAUCUAAGAUAUAUUCAAAAGAUUCUAAGCAUAGAAGCGAUUCAUUAGAUGAAGCGUCCCAAUUCUCCGACUUAGAAGAUCAAAUUGGAUUCAGUCCUGCACAUAGGCCAGUUUUAGAUAAGCCUGUUGAUGAAGUAAAAAUCUCUGAAACGGAUGAAAAAAUUAUAACCAUAACUGACACAAGUCGGUUUGACACUCUUCAAUUUUUAAAAUUUGAAAGCGAACAUAGUGCCCAGGCGCUUCUACCUCUUCAUACAGCAAAAGAAUCUGAAAAGACAUCCGCUAAGGAAUCUCCAGUUAUAAGCGCUAAAGCUCGUCAAUUUAUAGAAACUGUCCCUGAGGAUGAUUCGGUCCAAGAGUGUUUCUUUUCAAAGCGUAUUUAUUCAGAUUCAUUAGAAGAUUCUGACCACACGGACUCUAGGCGUCAUUCAGAAGCAGACUCGUUGAAAUCAGACCAAUCUGAUAUGAAAGCUAAAAUAUCAUCUUCUGAUUUUGACGAGAGGGCAGAAUAUGAGGGAACUGCUGAUUCCGGCAGCGGCUUUGGUGAUGAAAAGUUUGAAGAAAGCAUUGGUUUUACUUCAAUCAAGAUAGAUUCACAGAUUUUAGAAUCACAAAAGCAAGACACUGAUUCGACGUCAACACAAGCUGAUGAACCAGAAGUGGUAUUUAAAAAAGUUUUACCAAAACGGCAUUCCCGAACUGAGUCUAUUUCAAUCACGAAAAUAAGUGAUUUACCAGAUAUUAAAAUUCCAUCAACUAAGCAAGAAUUCCAAAUGAUUGUUACUGAAGCUGAAGAAAUAGAUAAGUCAUUUGAAAAAGAUGAACAGUCGGACAAAAUUUCUUCUGAAAGUAGUAGAGAAAUCGAAAUAUCUGAUCGAAAAUCAUCUGAAGGUAUUUCGGAUAGGAUAAGCUCUGAAGAUGCAGUCACAGAUAAGAAGACUUCCUCAGAAGAAGAUCAAAUUAAAGAAGAUUUAGGAUUAGACAAGGAAAAAAUCAAAGAUAUAACCAAAACGGUAACAGAAAUUACUAAAGAAUUGGACCGAGAUAUACCAACGAAAGGAGAUUCGUUAUAUAAAGUUGAGGCGGAUAAACGCCAAUCGGUAACAUCAGUGGGUUCUGUUAGCGAGUUGCGACUAGAUGAAAAACGCCUUUCCGAUGCCCAUAGUCUUACUGAAUCUAGAGAUUAUACUUUUGAAGAAUCUGAAGAUGAUAUUGGAACACAAGGUACUCACGUAGAUAUAAAAAAAGAAAAGUUACAAGACAAACAAGAAGUUGAGGGUAAAGCAAAAUCGCCAGAUAAAGUAAGUGAACCAUCAAAACUAGCAAAAUUGACUCAUGGAGAUUCAUUGGAUGAUGUGGAAGGUUUUCCGGAAGACCAUGUUGCUGAUUACGUACAUAAACUACCACAUAUCGCCGAAAUCAGUUCCUUGCCGGACAAACAUGUAACCAGUAAUUUCUUGGAAAGAGAGCGCGAAGAACAAAUAAAACGAGAAUCUACGUCCAAAGUAGUUUAUACUGAAUCUGAAAAAAUUACAGAUGAUACAAAUUUAGUUAUGAUUGGCGAUAAAACAUAUGAUGAUUCAUAUAAAACGAGUAUUUCAAAAAUAGAAAAACCUAAAAUGGAUGAUAUAAAACAAGAAGAAAUAAUAACGAGUACUGUAAAUUUGAUUAAAUCAUCUCAACCCACAACUACAAUGACCACAGAGACUUACAACAAAGAUACUGUCACCUUAUUAGGUAAAUCAGGUGAAGAAGAAACAAUAUCCUCCACCACAGAAUAUAAGACAGGCGAUUCCGGUGAGAGCAUAACAAUUACAACUGUGAAUGAGAAUAUUUAUGGGCAAACAGGAGAAGAAAUAGUAAGAACAACCGUAACUGAGACUACAGAAUAUCCUUCUGGCAGAGAAACCGUUUCUACAAAAGUUUCAGAAUAUAUAAAAGAACAGGAACAUCAAAUUUUUAAAUCUUUAGAUAAUAGUAUGCGAAAACCUGAACAGUUUGAAACAAAAAAAGACAUAAGUGAUAUUGAAGCAAAGUUUACAGAUGAAGGAGAAAAAGUUGUGACUACCAAAACCGAAACAAAAACUGGUGACUUAGGAGAGGAAAUAUCCACAACAACUGUUACAGAAAAAUUUAAAAAUGAAAAAGGUGAUGAAAUUACCAGAAUAACAGUAACAGAGACGAUAACGUACUCUUCGGGGGAAGUAAAAACAUCAACUAAAGUAUCACAGUCUAUUAAAUCUGAUGAUAAAGAUGAGGUAAUUUCAGAUUUAACUAAAACUGUAGAAACAAGUUCACCGGAAGAUACGGAAACUUCAAUAAAAAUUGAGACUAAUAUCGGGCCCGAAGGAGAAGAAAUAACAAUUGAGACUGAAACUGAAACUUACAAAUUACCAACAGAUGAACAAGUUAUAAAAACGACUGUUAAAGAAACUACCAAAUAUCCUUCCGGAAAUAUAACUAUAUCAAAAAAAACAUCAGAACGUACUAUGUCAUUUAAAGAAGAAACAUAUACUACGUUCCCACCUGAAGUUGGCGAGUCUGUCUUAGAAGACACAAUAAGUAAUAUGUUGCAUAAGUCUAAUGAUCUCAGUGAUGAUAAAGGAAAAACUUCGUCUACAGAAACAAAAACGGAAACAGGACCAAAAGGAGAAGAAAUUUUAACAACAACAGUUACUGACACAUCUGAAACUCCAGAAGGAGACUUAAAAGUUAGAAUUACUGUUACUGAAAUUACUAAACAUCCAUCUGGAGAAGAAACUAUUACAACUAAAGUUUCAAAAUCAAUUAAGUCUAAAGAAAGCCACAUUAGUUCUAUUGUAAAAUCUAAAACUGCAAUAAUUGAUGAAAAGAUAUUUGAGAACAAAUUUUCAGAACCAGCGAUAAAAAAGGAUAAGAAAGGGACAGUGACAUUAGAUACAACACAUAAGCUUGUAAUGGAUGAAUUAUUAGCUCAUGCAGCUGAAUCUCAAUCGAAAGUAAAAAAACAUGAUGUCACUUUUGACAAAAAUUUAACUGAAACAUCGUUGUCGUCUGACAAAGAAACAUUAGCCAAAAAAUCUGACAUAGAACAGCCUCAGAUUACCACUGUAAGUGAAUCGACCAAAAUAUCCUCUGAAAUUGAAAUAUCCAAACCGAGGGACCUUAAUUUAAAAGAAACUCAAGAAAUAACUAAAGAACAAGUAAAACCAGUCAUCGAAGAUAUAAUACAGAAAGGCACCACGGUAGCAACAACUAGAAGUCCUGUACUAGAAAAGGAUAUAAAAACGAUUAGCAAGGAAAUACUUGAGACAGAAAAAAGAUCCUACGAUGCUAAAGUACCCCAAAAAGAAGAACGUAGACAUUCUUGCAUUAGUCCAGCAGUUUCACUUGAAAGAAUAGCUGAAUCGGAAAUAGAAGAAGAUAGGUUAGAUGUUGAAGUCAUUACCAGUUCUCAUAAAAAUGAUACAACAAUUGAAAUGAAGAAAUCUGACUCGACAAUGAAGCAAAUGGCCGAUAAUAUAGAAAUAAUUAUUAAACAAGCUUCAGAAGAUUUGGAUAUAUCUGAAGAAGUUGAUGACGAAAGAGAAGAAAAAAUAAAGCUACAAGAAGAGGUUUCAGUGGAUUCUAUUAUAGAAGAAGCAGUUCAUACGGUUGAAGGAUUUUUAGAUGAAUCAAAAGAUAUCCAACCUGACGUUACUGAUACUAAGAAAGAAGUUAUUUCAGAAGACACAAAAGUAUCCAAGGAAAGACCUGGUUUAAUAAAAUCACUUUCAAGAGACAGUGGGGAAAUAUUAAUCAUGCCAAAAAAAAAACACGCAAGAACUUUUUCUGUUCAAAGUUCACCCGAUGAAGUAGAGGAACAGAUAUAUACAGAUUCAGAGUCAGAUAUGGAUAAGGCUAAAGUUUUGGAAAUUAUUGAACCUUCUUCAGAAAUCGAUGGAAAGGUUCCAACUUCUAGUUUUGACAUAAAAAAAAUUCGUACUGAUUCUCUUGAUGAUGCUGAUGAUUUUCCAGAAAAAGAGGCGGAAUAUUUUGAAGAUGGUGGAAAAUAUGCUGAAGAAUCUUUUACUACUCCUGAUAUAAAACAUAAAGAUUUCCAUGAUGUAUCAGGUACAAGUUCAGGUACGCCGCAAGAAUUAAUUGAAGAAAAAUUUGGUGAUACAUUCCCUAAAAGGACUCAUUUUGAAGACAGUAUUUUACGCUCUGAUUUAGUUUCAAAAUCAACAACUGAGUCAUCGGUAACAACUGUUAUUUCCACAUUAACUAAAUCUUCCGAUGAUGAACAAAAAUCAGUAGUUGAAGAUGGAACAUCAGCAGAUUUAUCUAAAAUUAGUGGAGCAGAUUUAAUGAAAGAUCCAUCUAAAACUUCAAUAGACACAAAAGAAGAAACUAGGAUUGAAGAUCAAAUGGAAGAUCGUGCCACUCCAGAUUUAUCAAAAAAAUCUAUUGAUUUAACAAAAGAUUAUUCAAAGUCUUCUAUAGAUAGCAAAGACACUUCUCGUGAUUUUGCCACUAACGAAUUAUCUAAAGAUUCGACAGUCGAUUUAAGUAAAGACUACUCUAAAGCAUCUAUAGACAGUGUCAAGGAAAAUUCUAGAUCAAUUGAUGAAAAAACGUUUUCCGAAGAACACUCAUCGUUUGACGUUUCUAAAACAUUAGCAUCAGAUGCCUCGGAUGGUAUAACAAAAAGCAAAGAAUUUAUAGAAGAAGAAAGAUCGAUUUCAAGGAUUAUUCAUAUAUCGUCGAGUUCCUCUCAGGAGACCUCAGUCAUGACAGAAAGUAAAGUAUUUAGUGAACAAGAUGAUAAGUCGUUAGACAAGACAAAAUUAUUAGAUAUAUCAGAUACUAGCGUUAAAAUUGAAGAAAAAAAAGAUAUGAAAGUAAAGAUAGACGAUUCUGAAAUUGGAAUUAAAAAAAUAACAUUUGAAGAUGAAAAACAAAAAGUGGAUACCCGUGAUGAAACAGAAAAAAGUGGAAAGGAUGAUGAAAUUGAAACCCCGGAUAUGUCCGAAUUAAAUAGACGAUGUUCCAAUUUACUGGAAGAUAUUUCAUCUCAAGGAGCCCUCAUAAGAAUCGAUUCUAGUCAUGUAACCCAUGAUCUUUCUUCGAAAUUCUCGAAAACACCACCACCGUCACCGGUGGAUUUAAUAAUGAAAGAAAGAACAAAACAUGAUGAAAGUGUAGCGGAAAAACAAUCUGUUUUACAGCCUAAAGGUUCUGAAUCAUCAUUCCUUGAUGCGAGUAGACAAUCUCCGAGAGCUUCAUCAGCUGGAGAUAGUUUAAUUAGUGAAACAGAGGCUCAUCAAAGCGAACUGCUAACUGAAGCAUCAAAAACUUUAAGUGAAGCAGCUAGACCUAAAUCACCAACUAAACAUCUAGCUGAUAACUUAUCAUUUGUGAAUGUUGACAAACCAACGAUAACCACUGGGGCUAUAGAACUUGUUGACCGAACAAUUGUAAAAAGUCUGGAUGUAAUUGAUCAAAUUAAAAAAGAAAUGCAAGAAGACAUGCACAAAUCUACAUCUUCAGAUACAUUUUAUUCUGAAUCUAGAAUAGAAACUUCAACAUCAUCAUCUUCAGUUCAUAAAACUGUUGAAGGUUCACAAUUAAAGUUUACAAAUAUAAACCCUGAUGCAGUUAUGUCAGAUAUGAUCGCUAAAUUUGGAACUACAAGUGAAUACAGCACAGUACUUUCACAUAAAGAGACUGAAACAAGGAAAAUAUCAGGCCAAGAGUAUUUUUCGGAAACAAAACAAGUUUCGUCAUCAGAUGACGAUUCUCUCAUUAUAAAAACGGAAACGAGUCAUGAAUUACGAGGGCAGGAGCACGCAAUUAAGGAAAAGAUGAUUGUAAAAAAAGAGGGAGAGCAAACUGAAACUUCGCAAAAAAAAAUGGAGAAGGCUCAUGAAGCAACGGCAAAACGAUCUGACGUAGAAACAAAAACUGUUUCUAAAAGCACUGAUGAUACAGAUAUUGUAAAGGUAGAAAGAGAAUUUACCGAACAAGGGCUCUACACUGGAAGGCAAACAAAAUCAGAAGAGAGGAUGACUGCUAUAAAAGAUGAAACUGUUAAGAAAAAACAUGAAGUUAAAAUAUCAGAAAGAGAUUUAUGCCACGAACAAUGGGGAAAGGAAUAUUUUACUGAACCAGAAGAGUUAGAAGAUAUUAAAGAAGACGAUGAUGCCAAGUCAAGAAUAGCAUUUUUGGAAUCUAGUUUAAAAAUAGUAGAAAAAGAUGAAACACUUUCAAGCGUUGAAGUAUCUGAAAAAGGUCAAAUAAUAAGUUCAAAGACAGAGCACCACAAAGAAGAAUCUGUAAUUGAAAGUAAGGAACACGAUGAUCUUAGUUCGGAUGCUUCUCAUAUACCAAGCUUCAAAAGUGAGGCUACUGAUAGACGAGAUUCAUCUGAAACAAGCCCGAAAAGUAAAUCUAAGUCUUUUAAAAAGGACGAUGAAGUUUAUGAAGUGGAUUUUAUAAAAGAAAUAAAAAUUUCGACAUCACCAGUUAAAAGUUCAUUUAGUCGUACUGGUAGUCAAGAUACUCAUUCAGAAUCUGAAAUUGUACCGGAAUUGCCACAUGAUGACAAAAUUAGUGACACCCCUAAGAAAGAGAAAAUCAUGAAGUCACCCAUAAAAUUAUCUCAUCAAACGGAAGAUUUAAUAUUAGAAGUUUCAGUUUGCAAGGAAGGUGUCAGUAUAGUUGACGAUUUAUCACAAGCAAAACUUUCUGACUCAUCUAUAAUAUCUUCAAGUAUGCCAAAGGAAAGUACUGGUCUACAAUUCGAAUCUAAAGACCUAGAUAUAAAACUAGAAAAAAGUACUAAAUUACCAAAAGAAAGUGAUAUUUCUCCUAUUACUAUGGAAACUUCUGAUGAUAUGAGUACAGCGUCCAAAGAAGCUAUGAUAAAAUCAGGUGAAAGUAUUGACACUGAAUGUAUGAUUAAAUCUUUAGAGUCCCAUGAGGGUGAAGUUUUACAAAAGUCAAUGGAUUCAACUGUCAGUGCCGAAACAUUACAUGCAUCGGAAUUUUCUACGGAAGCAGACUCAGCUUUUCAUACAGGAACCGAAGCCAAAAGAGAAGAAAAAAAGCUAGUUAAAGAAAAAAGUACCGAAGAUAUUUGUAGUAGUGGUUAUGAUACUGAUUUCUCCUCUGCCGAGUUUCAUGGAAUGAAACUUGAGUCUGAAAGGGUAGCCUUGGAUUCAUUAAUAUCUGCUCAGCCUCCUGCUGACUUAUCAGUUUUAGAGAAAACUAUAGAUGAAGUUAAGCAGUCUCUAGAAGCAGCACAAGGUGAAAUAAUUAGUGAAAAAAGUGAUGGUAGUAUUAAAUACAAGCAAUCACCGUCUGAAUUCCAAUUUAAAAUAUUAAUUAGUCCAGAUAGACCCGAAGUUAUUAAAGAAGAACCUCAACACGCUGACGAUCAAACUGAUAAGACUAACUUACCAACUUACGAAGAAAAAUUUAUAGAUAGCCAAAAAUCUGAGAGCGUUUCACAAAAGAUAAUUUCGCAAGAAGAAGAAACGUUUUCCGAUGAUGACAAAGAAACAGUUCACCAUAAAGAGUACAGUCCACCCCUUGAAGGAGACAUUUCAAUUAGAUCAGAUAGUGGCCCUCAUUCAAUAUUAGACACAGAAAGUGACUUAGUUUUGUCGGACAGAAAUGGUUCAUCUAAAGGUAGUCCCGAAGUUAAACUUCGGACCCAAAAGCAUAUGAAGACACAAUUAGGUGUUGUCGAAAGACGAUCUGCAUCAGAAAUUGAAGGUUGGUCUAGUUCUGGGGAGAGUCACUACCAUAGUUUUGAACACUCUGAAAGUAGACCUUUGUCAUCUGAUGUUGAAGUGAUGAUGACGGCUCAAAGUGGUACGGACUAUGAAACAGCACUAACAAGUCAUGAUGUUUCAUCGCAAUCAUUGAGGACAUCUAAGGAUUAUUACACAGCUGGUAGUUCACUUGCUUCCAGAGAUAGUAUGAAAAGCCUUGACUCAGAUGGCUCCAGUCAUGUUGCAAGCAUAGACAUAUCAGAUGCAUCUGAAACACUUGUGCCUUCAGCUAAUGAAUUAAAAGAAGAAUUGAUGGAAAGUAGUACAUAUGUUGAACAAUUCUUACAUGAGCCUGAGAAAGAACAAGUAUCCAAAAGUAAAACAACUAGUGACGAUGAUAUUUCUGGCGACGAUGACGAAUAUAAAACUGAUAAGGUUGAACUUUUAGGAAAAAUGAAAAGGUCUCAUGAAAUGCGAUUCCAGCCAAAAGAUAUGAUACCUGAACAUUUUCCACUGGAAGGCACUUCAGAAAGUAUUGAAUUUGACGAUGAUUCUUUAAAAGAUAAAGAAGUAUCAGAUACAACUAUAUCUAGCCAACUAAGAACCGACGAGAUUUUAUCUUCGUCAAUUUCAAAACUUGAUAUGUCUUCAUCUCAGUCUCAACUAGAUUUAGAUAAGGAAGAUAUUCAAGAAAUUGUAACUAAAGUAUCUGUACAUAGUGAACAGGCUAUUCCAUUUUCCGUAACAAAAAUAGAAAAGAAACGAGAAUUCGUUGACGUUGAAAGUGAAAUCAUUCCUAUAGGCUCGGCAGAGUAUGAAGAAAUUGAAAAAUUUGGUCACAUAACCACAAAGACAGACAAUUUACCGCAUGAUGAUAUCCCUUUAAGAAGAACUGUUGUUACAAAGGAAGAAUCUUUGCCCUCAAGUUCCGUUUUAGUAUCUCCAAAGGAAGUAAUAGAAGAAUGUGUAAAAAAAGUCGUUGAAGAAAUUAGCACUGUACCAUUCCCUGUUACUGAAAAACCUCCCAGUCAAAGAGAAUUUGUAGAUGUUGAAGAUGAUAUAAUUCCGAAGGGUACAAAACAGUAUGAAGAAAUACUAAAAUCAAAAAGCGAUUCAUCAGUACCUAAAACGAAAGUCGAGAAAUCUGGCCUAAGAACACCCGAAGAUCAUUUGGAAAGUAAGCAGAGUUCCACCUCGAGCUUAAAAACUCAUGAGCAUCUUUCUACGCCACAAACACCUUUGUCAGCACCCAGUCAAAGUUCUCUAUCUACAGAUAAUGGGCGAGAGUACGUUCUCGAUGAUAUGUAUGACAUUUCAGAAACUCCAGAAUUAAAAUCAGAACUUGUGACUGAGACCAGUCGAUCAGAAUUAGUAAUUACUACAGAAGAAAAGACCUUACAUACUUUUGAGAAAGAACAAGAGUCGCCUACUAGCGAUGAAUUUGAAAUGGUUGAUAAGCCUUGUGAAAUGGAUGAUUUUGUAGUUAUUGAAGAAGUUGCAAAAGAAGCACAAGAAACUGAUCCAGAAGGUAAAAGUUUGCAAAUUAAAGCCCAAAAAUAUGUAAAACGGCAUGACACAGAAGUCGAGGAAUAUUUAUCGAAAACAACUAAAAAACAAGAAAGUACUAGUAGUGCUUCGGGAUCUGGAUCAUUAUCAGAUGAAGAAAUUCUUCAAUAUGAACAAGAGCAAAAACGAUUACAAGCCCAAGAACUUGCUGAAAUUGAGGCGGGUAAGCGGUGGAUACAAAUGCAAUUCGAAGGUGAUCCGAGGUAUGAUUAUGAAAGAAUUCCGUUAGAAGAUAUUAAAGAGGAAGAAAUGACUGAUUUUGAUGUUAGCCGAAUUGGAAGCUUGAGUUCGCAAAAAGAAACAAUUGGAAGUUAUGGUAGUUUUAGAAAUUCGUACGGAAGCCUUUCAGAAUCAGAAAUGACCUCGCGUAUGAGGUUUAGAUUAAAGGGUGAUAAUGAUGAUAUUUCAAUUAGUUCAUUACAAGAAUUUGAAAACCUUGAAAGAGCUUUAAUGGAACAAUAUCAACAACAUUCGUCAUCUUCUCAAGAUUCUCUAAAUGGAUCGCUACCCCGUCGAUAUAUCUUAAGUAAAAGUCAAGGGGAUGACAUAUCUGUGUCAAGCCUUAAGGAAUUUGAAGGGCUUGAAACAGCUUGCCUAGAAGCUUUAAAGGCUGAAUUAUUAGCAAAACAAAAGGAAGCUUUACUUUUAGCGGAUCCCAAAGUUGUUAGUAGUAGUUUCCUAGAACAAGAAAAGCGUUCUUACGAUAGUAGUUCUGAAAGUAGUCCUCCAUUUAAGAGUGGAAGUCCUGGGCACAAAGGUGGUAGUCCCUCUCAAAAAAGUAGUAGCCCUUCACAAAAAAGUGGUAGUCCAUCUCAAAAGGUUGGAAGUUACGGGAGCCCAUCACAAAAACUUUUAGCUGAUUCAAUGGCUAUCAGAAAAAUAAUCGAUCAGCAACUGGCCUUAGAACAAAAAAUGCAAGAGUACCGACCGAAAAUUGUGACCGUAAAAAAAUUUGAUGAAAGAGGUGCCUUUUUUGUACCAGAACCGGAACCAGGAACAUCAGAAGCUAAAUCAACAGAAGUAGUAGAAGAAUGUAAAAAAUCAUCCUCUUUCGUUUGUGCUGCAGCUCCAAGCGAUGGCUCAGCGGAGUCAAUUCCAGGAGAUUGUGAAGAAAUGAUGAAAAUUUUAGACUUAGAAGAAAAAUCCAAGAAAGAAGAACAACAACAAUCAUUUACCAAAACAGAAGGUGGUAUUAUAGAAAUUGUUCGCACUACUACUGUAAUUCAACAAAAGUUUGUAGAUGGAAAAAAAGUUUCCGAAACUAUCACAAGCCUUGAUAAUGAAGGAGGCGUGGAUAUACCAGCUAGAUCUAAGCCUUAUGAUGACAGUGGUAUGUCAAUGAGUUCUGAGAUGUCUUCUUCGUUAGCUUCACAACCUUCUGAAAUGGAUAGUUUAAUGACAAUUAUUGAAAGACAUCCAUCUGACAGCGAAGUAGUAACCUAUUCUAAGCACACCAUAAUUACUUCUUCUGAGAGGUUUGAAGAUAAACCAGAAGACUUGGAUUUCUCAAGAGAAGGAAGUGCCGUACGUGAGCUGUCGCCCUCCUCUGGGAGGUCGGUAGCUCAUAGUAUUAUCUCCGGAAAACAUUUCACAGAUCCAGCUAGCGGUUCUUGGAGUGGUCAAGACGAAGAAUUAAGCUCAUCGGGAAGUUUCAGUCGCGCACGAGCUGAUCUGAUGUUAGGCAGCACAGAUAGUUUAGAAGCAACGAGUUCGAAUGCAACUAGAGCAACAUAUAACUAUGAAGUAGACACGCCAAUGACUGGUAGCCUUACUUCUGGAGCGCGCCCUCCAGGGUCGAACACAAUGGUGUCCUCACUUGACACUCUGGAUCCUGUGACGGCUGUACAGAUGGAAAGCCUAGAACAUCAGUCUACUAGUGAACAAUAUUCACAGGACCAUGAAGUUCAUGAACCAGAUUCUGAUACAGAAAGAUUAGAAUUGGACAGUCGUGUCCCUCGGGCAAAGGAACGUACAAUAAUGUUUGAUAGUACAGACACACUUAGCGCCGUUAGUGGUGAUGGUUCUGUUAAAGAGGCUACUGUUGAAGCACCAGCUGCUACUUUUUAUAUUGGAGAUACUCCUAUCGUUAGAGGAGACAAACGAGAGGAAGAAGAGAGUCAACCCACUACACUAUCUGGUAGUUGUCCAGCGUCUCUUCCACCUACAACUCAAGCCUCACCUCCAGUUCCAGCACAGCGAAGAUCCCUUUCAAUGAUCCCAAGACCAACUCACUCCAGCUUAGACGAGUCGAAGAAUUAGAGUUUUCAUGAGAUUCUAUAAUUUAAUAUAUUUAUUUUUAUUAUAUCACAACUAUUUCUACUUUGCCAGCUUAGGCUUAGCAAAUGCACUGUUAAGAUCAGUUCUUAAAAUUUUACGAAAAAAAACCUUUAAAAAUGUUUAUUAUAUAAUCUGUAUAACUCUUCGUUUAGUUAUACUUUUGUGUGAAAACAAAUGAAAAACGACAUUAAUGAAACUCAUUUCAGGCUGAAAUGUGUCUCGAUUCGAAACGUCUGAAUCAAAUACCUUGAAAUGAAUUCCUUAUCCAGUAUUUGACAAGAACGUGCAGAGCACUUCAUUAUCCAGGAAUUUGAUCUUAUUUAGGAAUAUGGAACAUAUAUAGUGAAGAAUUUUGGAUGUAUUUUGGUACUAACUUUUGUAUUGUACCGUCGUUCAGCGACAUCGGUCCAUGUUACUUGACCUAUAGACCUCCAUUGAUAACGCUUAGCUUAUUAGUCUUGGAAAUCGCUUUCUCGAUGAUGUUAACAUUGUAGAAAAUAUCAAAUAUUUUAUAAGAUAUAGGUUUAGGUAGAAUCGUUUCUGAUGAUUUUGAUAAUGAAAUUAUAGAAGCAGGAUCGGGUGACGGAACUAAAGCUGUCCUUAAUAAAUAAUAUGCUUUUAGUAACACAGGACAUUAUAAAUUGGUUUUCUGAAGAAUUCAUGCACAAUUUUCUGAAGUAAUUAGAUAGAUAGAAAUACAAAAUAUAAGAUAUGUAUGAUUUACGGUCACAGCAUUUGAGUCUAGUCGAAUUGCUUUAAUUCGUUUAUUUUUUAUUAUGUUGUCUAGUAUUUGACGUAAAAGUACUUUAAACGUACUUUUCAUAGGAUUAAGAACAUUAUUUUUCUUAAUUAAACAUUUAUAAGUAUAUCAAUGUUAUGACGUUGAUCGUAAAAAUUAUUAUUAGUAAAAUACAGCGCUUGCUCACUUCCAAUAUUUUAAUGUAUUUUAAUGAAUGUGUAGAUUUUUGAAUACUUGUGAAAGUAAGGAUUUGGAUUUAUCGGAAUUUGUUAUAAAUUCAUAAGGCUGAAGAGGACGUAAGAAUAUUAAGUGCUUAUUACAAGCUUAAGAGGGGCACGUAUUUCAAAGCUAUUGUUUUCGUAUCAGCGUUAUGAUUCUUAAUUAUUGAAUCAAUGCUGUUAGAUAAUAGUUGUUUUUAUUUAAGAAUCGGUGUGCUUAAAGUUAAUUAAUUAAUGCUAGUGCGUUGCUAUAUUAAGUUUUAAACUAAUUUGCUACGAUUGUUUCACGUUGUAUUUGUAAUAUUGCUGAAUAUUCUAUCGAUAAACUAAAUUAUAAUUGAAUAUUAAAUAAAAACGCUAUGUCUCAUAUUUAA
This is a messenger RNA of Vanessa tameamea, 19651 nucleotides long. Its product is annotated as ankyrin-2. Bases 471 to 18302 code for a protein of 5943 amino acids. Gene Ontology annotation, biological process: signal transduction. Gene Ontology annotation, cellular component: cytoplasm. Gene Ontology annotation, molecular function: protein binding. NCBI's taxonomy places the organism in Eukaryota, Metazoa, Arthropoda, Insecta, Lepidoptera, Nymphalidae. The transcript has 53 exons. The record is from RefSeq and is a predicted model, not a curated record.